Molecule: messenger RNA, 3648 nt
Organism: Acipenser ruthenus (sterlet)
Lineage: Eukaryota; Metazoa; Chordata; Actinopteri; Acipenseriformes; Acipenseridae
Product: regulator of G-protein signaling 8-like
Exons: 6
Coding region: 733-1425 (230 amino acids)
Source: RefSeq, a predicted model, not a curated record
UCUGAGUUGAUUUUUUUUUUUAAGGAAAAACAAAGAAAGGGGGAUUUAUAUUUUCCUGGGAAACGGUAAAUAAAAAAAAAACAAUAGAAAAAAGAACGAAGGAACAUACGAAAAGAAAAAAGAAAGAAAUGAAAGAAAGACCAAGGGGCAGACUCUGGCUUCUUUCUUUCUCUUUCUUCACAGUUCAGCCUCAAGGAUCUGGGAGCUUCUCAAAAGGGACAAGUCACAACUAAACAGGACGGCCAUAUUUUGAACUUUUUGAUGAUUUUGCUAUUUUAAAAGGUUAAAACAACACUUUUUUAUUAAGCCGGUCCAUGCUCUUCUCCUCCCUCCUCCCCUCUCAUCCCCCUCCUUCUGUUCUUCUCACUCGCUUUUCUUUCUUGAAUUAACCUCAUCACGGCUUUCGGCUUCAGAAUUAAUCAUCAGCAAAGAAAUCGAUAUUUUAUUUGCAUUAAUAUAUAACUUCUAGAUAUUAAACACCUUUUUUGGUAAAGAAUCAGAGAGAAUAUUUCAAAUCCGUCCCUGAAAAACAGGCCUUCUACAGAAAAAAAAGGGCAGAGAGUGGCACAGGACUCUCCCGGAGAGAGGGGUACACGAUGGGACACUUUCCAAUCCCAGUCCCGUCUCAGAGAGACGAGUGACAACACACAGAGGCACUUAAAAGAGAGAGGUAGCGGGAUUCGCGGAUCAAAGCCCACGUUGUCUGGCUGAAGCAGUGAAGUCAUCACAGUGAUGUCAUCGGGACUGUGUGACUGCUUCCUGUUACGUCGUCAUGGCGCCGCGAGGGCUGGGGGGGCGCCGGGGGGGCAGGAGUCUCGGGUGCUUUCACAAGAAGCGCUGAUGUCACAGGAUCUUGUGUACCAGGAAAUCUCUGUCAGCUCGCUGCCUGAAACCCAGAACCAAGCCCCGCCCAAGCAGGACCCUGCCUUCAACACCUUCCAGACCUCCACACUGCUGAUUGACAGCACUAACUCAUCCAAGAGCACAGUGAAGUCCAAUGAGAAGAAAAGAAACAGCACCAUGCCGACCUCACUGGAGGCGCUGGAAUGGAGUCGAUCACUCGAGGUGCUCCUGUCCCAUCACUAUGGGGUGGCGGCAUUCCGCUCGUUCUUGCGCUCCGAGUUCAGUGAAGAGAAUAUAGAGUUCUGGCUGGCCUGCCAGGAUUACCGCGGCACCAAGCCAGCCACAAACGUCAUUCCCAAAGCCCGGAAAAUAUUCUCGGACUACAUCGGAAUACAGGCUCCCAAAGAGAUUAACCUGGACUCUGAAACCCGCGAGGCUAUCAUGCACAGCCUGGCUCAGCCCACGAGAAGCUGCUUCGACGCGGCGCAAACGCGGGUCUACAGCCUCAUGGAGAAGGAUUCGUACCCGCGAUUCCUCAAGUCAAAGAUCUACCUGGACCUUGUGAAGCAAGGGGAGAGAUAGAGAGGAGGGAGGGAGUGAGAAAGAAGCAAAACCUCAAAACCCAAAUCCACAAGCCACUCAGCUGCCCCGUGACCCCUCACCUCUAUUGUUUGUUGUUGUGGCAAUAAAUGAAUUCACAAAGACUUGGAACUGCUGAGCUAAAGGAUCUGCACUGCAGUCUCUACGUCAAAGACUUGUAACUUUAAAGCACCUCUGUGGCCUCAAAGCUCUCAGCAUCAUGUUUAACCUGCAAGUACAGCCAGUAUACCAUAGUGUAACCCUCCCCAGUACAGGUGAGAAGUACCAUGUUUGCAGAAAAUACUGCCAGCAGUCUGAAACCAAGCAGUACAUUACAGUACAAAGUCAAGUAACCACACAAUGGGAGUGUGAGCAGUCUUGCUUAUCUUCUGAAAACUACUGAAAGCGCCAAAAGUGUUUAAAAGUGCUUUAAAAGUGCAACGCAGCCAUUUAAGAAACUGUUUUAAACCAAUGAAGAAAUUGGGAAAUCUGGCUGAUGAGACUUCUGGAUAGUCAUCUCUGUACUGUAUUAUUAUAACAUUGCUAGCUGUGGUUAAGUCAAUUGCCAUUGUCAAUGGGUAGAUGCCGUAAUACUGAAGUAGCUACAAGGACAGAGAAUGCUAGUAAUACUGUGAACUACAACACGCAUCAAGAAGAAACACGACAAGGACAUGAGCGCUCUUUCAGCUUCUUUCAAUGAGACUCCGGGCUCUUGAAAAACAAUCUGUGAACCGAAAAUACGUAAAGUUUUAGGAAAGUGGGCCUGUGGCAGAGUGGUUGUUGCAGUGAUGACAUCACGGACCAGAAAGGAGCUACGGCACUCAGCUAUUUUAUUAAAUAAUAAAGCAAAAGAUUUAAACAAACACAAAACACCACAAAACAAAAGGGCACGUUGGCCAAACAAACAAUAACGAAACAAGUAUAUUUAAAUAUAGCAAUUGUUUUUCUCUCCACAAAGCACGUCUCGUCUCUCCCCCCUUGCGCAGACAGCUGCAGGCUUUUAUAUUCUGGCCGAGGGGUUAACUAGCUGUUAAUUAUCUUAUUACCCCUCGGCCACAGUCUGCAUGACUUUAGUAAGGAUGCGUGACUGUCAGCUGGUUAAAUAAUCAGUAGCUGUGGUUCCCGAGUGGCGCAUCCAGUAAACACGCUCCAUGUGGAGUGCAGAAUGCGCUCUAUAGCCUGGACAUCGCGAGUUCAAGUCCAGGCUAUUCCAUAGCCGGGUGCCUGCGGGCUUGCCUGUAAGCUGCCCGAGAGCUGCGUUGUCCUCCGACGCUGUAGCUCUUGGGUGGCUGCAUGGUGAGUCCGCAGUGUGAAAAAAGCGGUCGGCUGACGGCACACGCGUCGGAGGACAGUGUGUGUUCGUCUUCACCCUCCCGAGUCAGCGCAGGGGAGGCAGCGGUGAGCUGAGCUUAAAAAAUAACUGGCCAUUCUAAAUUGGGAGAAAAUAAUAAAAAUAAUUGGCAACGACUAAAUUUAUAGAAAUUUAAAAAAAAAAAAAAAUCAGUAGCUGAUCAGUCACGCAUCCUCCGAGGUUUUAAAAUAUAAAACAAUAACAAAUAACAAUUGGCUUUCGUCAUAAUAUAAACAUAAAUCAUAAGAUAAAAUAAAUAAUAAACAAAGGGGUAAAGGGGCGGGACACUCCGCCACACAUGCCCCCCCUUGUGCGCAGCACACAUGGCCUUAAAAGGCCACCUCCCCCCUCAGUCCCCAAAGUCCCGGUUCAUAGUCCCGGCCCAGGAACAGGGGCAGCAACGGGCCAAAGGUGCCGGCCACGAUGGAAGGUCCUCCUCCCACCCCAACAGCUGUAGUGGCCAGGCUGACCAAAGCAAACUUGCGGCCAUCUGGCGGCCUGUGGGGGUGGUCUCCUGACCUUCCCCCCCACUCUCUGUAGCCAGCAGCUCCCUCUUCUGGGGCUCCAGCCACCGAAUUUCCUGCAGCGAAACUGCUGCGGGGGGAGCUGGUCUCCUGACCUCACCCCCCAUCUUCAUAGCUGGCAGCUUCCCAGGCAAAGCAGAGCCGGUGGCGACCCCAGGCGGCGACCGCAGCAGCGGACCCUCGGGAGACGACGGCAGCAGCGGACUCCCCGGGCGAUGCAUGGCAGGCAUCCUUGGGCGGUGCGAGGCAGGCAUCCUUGGGCGGUGCGAGGCAGGCAUCCUUGGGCAGUCCUUCCCAUGGCGGUGGAGGUGGAACCAGCAGGUAUUCACCCUCUGUUGGUGGAGGUGGGAG